Messenger RNA from Patella vulgata (common limpet), 2043 nucleotides. RefSeq names its product gastrula zinc finger protein XlCGF57.1-like. Gene Ontology annotation, molecular function: RNA polymerase II cis-regulatory region sequence-specific DNA binding; DNA-binding transcription factor activity, RNA polymerase II-specific. Gene Ontology annotation, biological process: regulation of DNA-templated transcription. Lineage: Eukaryota; Metazoa; Mollusca; Gastropoda; Patellidae. The transcript is spliced from 2 exons. The record is from RefSeq and is a predicted model, not a curated record. Bases 69 to 1496 code for a protein of 475 amino acids.
UGAGUUUUGGCAAAGAAGGAAGGCCGCUUCAGUCUGAUUUAAUUUCACCAAAUAUUGAAAACAGGAUAAUGGAAACUAAUAAUGUUAAAACAUUUCAUCAAUGUGUUGUAUGUGGUGAGAUUUUUCAACAAUAUGAUGAUUUAGAUCAUCACACCAAAAUACAUGUUAAAGAAGAGAAAACUGAUGAUAUAGAUGAAUAUUUUUAUGUUAAAGAAGAGAAAAUUGAUAAUGUAGAUGAAUAUUGUCAUGUUAAAGAAGAGACAACUGAUGAUGUAGAUGGAUAUUGUCAUGUUAAAGAAGAGAAAAUUGAUGAUGUAGACGAAUAUUGUCAUGUUAAAGAAGAGAAAACAGAUGAUGUAGGUGAAUAUUGUCAUGUUAAAGAAGAGAAAACAGAUGAUGUAGAUGAAUAUUGUCAUGUUAAAGAAGAGAAAACUGAUGAUGUAGAUGAAUAUUGUCAUGUUAAAGAAGGGAAAACUGAUGAUGUAGAUGAAUAUUGUCAUGUUAAAGAAGAGAAAACUGAUGAUGUAGAUGAAUAUUGUCAUGUUAAAGAAGGGAAAACAGAUGAUGUAGAUGAAUAUUGUCAUGUUAAAGAAGAGAAAACUGAUGAUGUAGAUGAAUAUUGUCAUGUUAAAGAAGAGAAAACUGAUGAUAAUGAAACAUGCUAUCAGUGUAAUUUGUGUGAUGAAGAAUUUAAAUCUGACACUGAUUUAGAGAAACACUGUGAAAUACAUCUUAAAGUCGAGGAGACCAACGACCAAACAGAACAGAUUUCAGGACAAUUUAAAGAUGGUGAUAAGUUUCAAGAUCAGAUGGGUAUUAAAAGACCAUAUAAAUGUGAUGUUUGUAGUAAAUCAUUCACCAGGAGUAGUGAUCUACAAACACACAUCAGAACUCAUACAGGUGUAAAACCUUUUACGUGUGAUGUUUGUGGUAAAUCAUUCACACACCAUGGAAACCUACAGAAACACCUGAGAAUUCAUACAGGUGAAAAACCUUAUAGAUGUGAUGUUUGUGGUAAAUCAUUUACCCAGAAUGGUGGUCUACAGCAACAUAUGAAAACACAUACUAAAGAGAGAGUUGUUGUAUGUCAUGUUUGUGGUAAAUCAUUUUGUCAGAAAUCAGAAAUUGUGAGACACAUGAGGACUCACACAGGUGAAAAACCAUAUAAAUGUAAUUUUUGUAGUAAAUCAUUUAGUCGAAGAAAUAGUCAGACGGCACACAUGAAAAUUCAUACAGGAGUGAGACCUUUUAUAUGUGAAUUUUGUACGAAAACAUUUUUAUGUAAGGGUGAGCUAAACAAGCACAGGAGAAUUCACACUGGUGAAAAACUUUAUAAAUGUAAUUUCUGUAGUAAAUCAUAUGCCCUGAAUUCUCAUUUAAAAAUACACAUGAAUAGCCAUACAAAAAAAGACACUUUUGAAUGUGAUAUUUGUGGUAAAUCAUUUUCAUAUAAAUGUCAUCUACAAAAACACAUAAAAAUUCACACAAAAAUAUGACAUUUUAAAAUUUAUGGCAUGUGAUGUUUUGUGGUGAAUAAUUUUCUGAGAGUUGCCAUCUACGCCAUCAUUUCAGACCUCAGCAUUUGUAUGUCAUUUUCUCAUUAAAGAAAUGAAAUGUGGUGUAGCAUCCUACUGUCUUGCUCUGACUAGGCUUAAAUGAAGUUGGGCUUACGUCCUGCAGCGUGCUACAUAUGUAUGAGGGUUAGCUUGCCUGGAAAUCGGGACUAUGUCUGUAUCAUGUAUCUAAUAUCUAAUUCCAACUGGCCAGGGUUAUUUUACAUGCCUGAGAGUUGGCAAAAAGCUCAGUGUAUAGGAAGAAGUUCAGUGUUCUGAUGUUUGAGUAUAAAUAAUCCAAAUGGUAUUGUGGGAGGGAGGGCGGAGACAGUGGACGAUAUUGACAGAAUUGAAAAGUAAAAGUCUGUGCGAUCGACAGUUAUUAAUUGAAUUGUCUGAAAUUCUUCUAAAAGUCUCGACAACCGUAGGAAGUGGUAGAGAUGUAAAUGUUCAGUAUUCAAGUCUUGAUUCUGUGAAAUAAAACACAUGU